GUCACGGUAAAAACCGACACGGGUAAAAAACGUCACGGAAAAAAACGACAAAGUUAUAAGUUAUAAUAAGUAAUAUACCUAGUAUAUAGUAUUAUUAUUAUAGUAUUAUUAUCACAUUAGGUAACAACAAUUACAGGCCGAGUGUCUUAUCGAACCCAUACCAAAUAACUGUCGUAGAUAGGAUAUAUAUAUAUAUACAAAAAUAUACGUAAAAUCCUAUUGAGUAUCGGGUAUAAUAUAGGUUUAAAAUUUAUUACUUUGGAUAACGGUUGUAGGAUUAUCGAUAUAAACAGAAACAUCCAUGCAUUUUGUGUCAGUUACAUGUUGACGUGAUAUAGGUAUAACCGUAAAACAUGGAAGUUAUUAAGUCUAACAAAGGUGGGAACAAAAUUUGUUGGAGAGGUUAUACAUACAUAAUGAAACAUCAAGGACGCAAAAGAUUAACGUGGAGAUGUAAAAAAGAAAGUUCAUUGAAAUGUCGCGGAACAAUGUACACGGACUUAAAUAUUGGACAUCCUCAAAUUGGAAAAGUUCAUAGUCAUAUAGCUGAUAAACACGAGGUAAAUGCUAUAAAAUGUACAUAUAAAAUGAAAGAAGCGGCCAAAAGAACUAAAACGAAUCCAGCGGAAAUAUAUGCCGAAAAUGUGAAGAAUUUAGACCCACAAUCACAAGCUAGAAUUCCACCUGAACCUAUAAUGAAAAGAACAAUACGUAAUCAGAGAAAAACGGAACAUCCAGCUAGUGGAACUAGUAUAGAGGGAGAGUGGUGUACAACUGGAAAUCCGGAUAAUAAAAGAUUACUUUUGGUUGACGAUGGUGACGAAAAUAGGUUAGUUAUUUUUGCAACCGACGAAGGACUUCAAAAUUUAUCCAAGUCUAAUGAAUGGUAUAUGGACGGUAAUUUUGCUUUGUCACCUAAAGGUUUUAUGCAGCUUUAUGUAAUAAGAGUACAAAUUAAUGGUAUUUUUGUUACUGCCGUUUAUUGCUUGCUCACUAAAAAAACACAGUCUACUUACGAGCGAAUGUUAAACUGUUUAAUGGAAAAAUGUGCAGAGAAAAAUAUUUUUCUUGACCCUAUGUACAUACAUGUUGAUUUUGAAAAAGCAGUUAUAAAUGCAAUAAAAAUAGUUAUAGGUGAACACGUAGAGGUGAAUGGUUGUUUUUAUCAUCUCACACAAGCAACACAUCGUCACAUUCAAAAAAUGGGAUUAACAAAUGAAUAUAAAUCAGACGAAGAAUUUUCUGCAUUUUGCCGACAAUUGGACGCGUUAGCAUUUUUACCAUUAUGUGAUGUAGCUGAAGGAAUGGUAUACUUAAAAAGUAUAAUGCCAGAAAAAGGUUCAGCUAUAUUAGAAUAUUUUGACAACACUUAUGUGACCGGUACAUUUAGGAGAAUUAAUUCGACACAAGAUAAUUGCAUACGCUUGCGGAAUUGCCCACCCUUAUUUCCACCUCACGUAUGGAAUGUCCAUAAUAUCACAUUGAACGAUGGUGAUCGGACUAAUAAUGAAACUGAGGGAUGGAAUCAUAGAUUUUCAAAGAUAGUGGGACAUUGCCAUCCCUCUAUAUGGGUAUUGAUAACGAAAAUACGACUGGAGGUAGCGAAUGACGAAACAAAAUUAGCUCAAAAUGCAUUUGGAACAUUACCAAGAAAAAAAAAAUCAAAGAUUUAUGCAGAAUUACAAAACAAAUUAAAAAAUAUAUGCAAUGAAUAUUCAAGGGGGGAAAGAGAUAUUCCAAAUUUUUUAAAGGCAAUAGCAUAUACUAUACGAUAUUUGUGGUUUUUAAAAACUAUUAUUAUUUAUUUAUAAUUUUAAUUUUAAUUUUUAUAUUUCACCAAAUUGUUUAU
Acyrthosiphon pisum (pea aphid) is the source of this 1849-nucleotide messenger RNA. RefSeq lists its product as uncharacterized. NCBI's taxonomy places the organism in Eukaryota, Metazoa, Arthropoda, Insecta, Hemiptera, Aphididae. The record is from RefSeq and is a predicted model, not a curated record. The transcript is spliced from 2 exons. Bases 354 to 1811 code for a protein of 485 amino acids.